This is a messenger RNA of Populus euphratica (Euphrates poplar), 4385 nucleotides long. RefSeq names its product tRNA arginine adenosine deaminase (gene TADA). The record is from RefSeq and is a predicted model, not a curated record. Gene Ontology annotation, molecular function: tRNA-specific adenosine deaminase activity. Gene Ontology annotation, biological process: tRNA wobble adenosine to inosine editing. Gene Ontology annotation, cellular component: chloroplast. Lineage: Eukaryota; Viridiplantae; Streptophyta; Magnoliopsida; Malpighiales; Salicaceae.
UUUCACUUUUUAUAGGCGACCGAGUUAAGCCAAACCAGAGAGAGUCAACUCAUCCGAUUCAAAACCACUAGCUCUCUCUCAACCGAAAGUAGAAAUCAUGAAACCAGUUCCAAAACAGAACACCUCACAUGGUUUCACUCCCAGUUUCAGCUUAAAAAACUCCACAAAAUCCAUUAAGGUAAGCCUCUCUCUAUGACAUUGGAAAAGAAAAGAUGCACGACACUUACAGUAGUUUAGCUUCUUUGUCUCUUGGAACGAAGGGCCCACUUUCAUUUUCUUUUAAUGAAUACUCUAACUCAUUAAAUGAAGGAAACCCAUUUUUAUUACAAUCUUUUUCUUCAUCAUGUGGUUCUUGUUGUGCAUCGUCAUCAUUCACUACUACUGCUACUUUACAUAGAGUGCCAAUAAACCCAGGUUUGUUUUCUGGGUUGAGGCAAGGUAGUCUUAUUCAAUGUUCAGCUUCUAGAAGGUUGAUCUUGGAUGGGAUGGGUAGGGAUUAUUACCGCGUCCCGGAUUAUGGUGGUGAUCAUGAUUGUUCUUUUAAGGAGAAUAAUGGGAGUGAGAAAAUUCUCAGGAGAAGGAAGGGAGGGAUUGGAGGGGUAAGAUUGCGCGGAAGGCGAUGUUUUAGUGGGGUUAAUGAUGCAGAGACUGUGAUUAGUUUGUUGAGCGAGGAAGUGAGUGGACAGUGUUUAGGUGACGGGGAGAGAAAUUGGGGUUUGUCGAAGAGAGUGGAAAUGGUGAAGAGGGGGAAUCACAGUGGUGGAACUCGCAAGGGGAGGAGGAGGAAGAAGAAUGUUGGGCUCAGUUCAUUGGAGAGUGAUGCAAAAUGUGAAUUUGAGUCAGCUAAAGUUGAGUUGAGGAAGGAAGAGUUUACAAGGAAGGAAGAGCUGGAAGACCAGAAAGAAAAGGAAGAAAAGAAAGCGGUUUCAAAAGGGGAGAAUCACAGGGGAAGGAUAGUGAGCUCUAGUUUUUCGUCAUAUUGUUCACUUUCUUCUGCAGGAGAUUUUGAGAGAGACACGGAGUCUCAGGAUGAAUAUGUUGAUUGUCUCAAAGAAUCAUCAAUUGGAUACAGGAAGGAAUUAAGAAGUGGAGAGGGUAGAUCAGAGGGGCAAGUUGUGGAAGAGUUUGGGAGGCAUAGAGAUGGCACAGAGUGGAAGGGGGAGGUUCUGGAGGUGAGAACUAGUGCAAGAAGGACCGGUGUUGAGUGGGAUCCGAGGAAGAAAUCUGAGAAGAAACUUACUGAGAUUGAAGAAGCACAAUCAGAAAGAGAAUCCUCACAAAUGCAAUCAAGAAUGGCGAGAAACCAUGAAAGUGAAUACAAAGUAUCAAGUUCUCAUAACCAGAUUGGCAAUGAGGAUGAGAAAAGUUUGGCGGUUAAUUUGGAGAAAGAAACAGGAAAGCAAUAUUGUCAGAUGGGGGGUCAAGUCAAAGAGCAAUCUGAAUUCAGAAGAAGUUACCAGGAAAUUACCAAUAAACAGGAGAGCAGUGGAAGAAGUGUUGAAAAAGCUUCCCAAUCCCAAAAGCAGUUCAGUGGUAGAGAAGAAAAUCUAGUGGAUGCAAAUUUGGUUUGGGAAGGAAGGGAUGAACUUUAUAAAAGAGUUGGUGAAACUGCUGCAAAAAACAAUAUAAUAAGAGCCACUCACCAACUCAUUGACACAUCAACGACUGAGAAUGCCAGUACUGAAAGAGUUUCAAAUUUGCAGAGGCAAUCUGAGUCUAGAAUGAAGCUUCUGGUAGAAGAUAGAGCUCUAGGAUCAUUUUAUGAGACAAAUGAGCAACAAUUCCAAAUGGGUAGGCAGACAAGUGGACAAGUUCAGUCAAGAAGAAGUUCACAACAGUUAUCUAAAAUAUCAGAAGUUCAUGACAGUAGUAACAAAAAGACUUCGAUUCUACAAUCAGAAACUAGAAUGAAGCAGCAGGAGGUAAGUAAAAGUGUUGUUUCUAGAUCAGGUACCGAAGCAAAAGAGCACCAGUCGCACACAGAUCAAAAAGCUCUUCAGGGAACUGAAUCCAGCAAUGUAUCUGGAGAUGUUACAAAUAUAUCUCUGGAUGUCACCAAUGUGUCAAUGGUCCAUGCAAGUGAUAUGACAAUGGUCACCAUUUUUGGCAGAACUUCUGGAAAGAGAGUUUUUGAUCAGGAAAAUGAAUUGACAUCAGCUGCGAAAGCCAUUUGCAAGACAAGGGGGAGAGAUGAUAAAAUUGAGCAAAAUGUCACUCAGUUCAAAUCUUCAAGUGAGGUUUGUAGGGCAACUAACAAAUCAAGGCUUCAUGAAACAACUUCACAGGAGGCCUUUGAUUCUCAAGCAUCUGCAAAUACAGUUUCCCAAGUUGGAAUUCAACAGGUUGAUGUGGGGGAGGGGAAUGAAAGAACAUCACAGACAAUAACAAUGCCUCCCUCACCUCAGUUGUUAGAUCGAGGUUCAUUUCAUAUGAAUCCAUCUGGUUGUAUCGCAAUUCAAGAGGAUUCCAGAGAAUCUUUAGAAAGUGGCUCUAGUACUCUGCAUAGAAAUUCUGGAGGGAGAACUGCAGUUUUCCAAGAGGAAAAAUAUCGCGGAAAUAAGAAAGAUAAGAUAUAUGGGGAGGCUUCAAAUCUGACCUUAACUGAAGAUGCUCUUGGUUCAGCUCAUCGUUUAGAGGCGUCAUCAAUGCAGUUUGUUCGAGAGUUUGUCGAGAAAGCUAGGCAUGAAGUGUUAACUUCUGAAAUCCAAAAGGAGAAGACAGUUUCUGAUACAAAGUUGGCAUAUGAAGUUGAGAAGCAGAGGCAAAAGAGUUCAAGUCAAUAUGAUACUAAAGACUUACAGUUGAAGAGGCAGGACUCAAUGCAGACAUCUGGGGACUCUGGAGAGAAGGGUCCUUCAGAUGAAUUGUGGAAUGUAACAAACCCAUCUGUUCAGGAACCUCCAGAGACAGAAGCACCAGCAGCUAGCACAGCAAUCAAGAGUAUUGUUGUUAGGAGAACUGGAAGGUCCAUGUGGAAUAUCAUCUCAAAUAUAGUACGACUGCGCUGGGGUUCACAUGCUGAAACCCCUAAAUCAACUCGAAGAUCAGGUGGAAAGAGUGUGUCAAAUGAUUCUGUUACUAGUGAAGCAUGGUUUUUUGGCCAUGAACCUGAUGAAAACAGUGAUAAGAAUAUGGAAAGGGAAAGAAAAAGUAUGCCUAGGGAAGCUGCCUCUUCUCACCAGCUGCAACUAACAGAGACUUCUAGUCCAGAUGUGGUAAAAGCAUCUGGCACAUUUGGAUCAAAGAAAGUAAUAAGACCACUUGAAGGAGACACUUCAUCUCCUUCAAUUACAUUAAAAAUUGGGUCCACGUCAAAAGGUAUUUCCUUACCUUCUGAAGAGGAAAACCUUGGUUGUAGUCAAGAUAGGAACAAUUCUCAAGUUGCUACAUCUAGCAUGGAAGUAGGGGAAUCAUCACUGGUUUUAUUGCCACCUUCUAGCAUAAGUGGUCCCAUUGUGGAAGAAAGUUUUGGUACUGCUAAAAAUAAUAUUUCUGUUAGUGGCUCAAUGGAGCUUAUGGAGCGACCUGAUAGUGAAAAGUUAAUUGAAGUAGUAGGCUCUGAGGGGAAGGGUGUGGAGUUGAAACAAAGGAAGCUUCAACGAAAUGAGCAAGUUGGGAGAGACAUAUUCAAUGAAUGGGAAGAGGCUUAUUUAUGUGAAAGUGAGCAGCGGAAAAUUGAUGAAAUGUUUAUGAGGGAAGCCCUGCAAGACGCCAAGAAGGCUGCCAAUUCUUGGGAGGUGCCUGUUGGGGCCGUGAUGGUGCAUCAUGGGAAGAUUAUUGCUCGUGGCUACAACCUCGUGGAGGAGUUACGAGACUCCACCGCCCAUGCAGAAAUGAUUUGCAUUAGGGAGGCAUCAAAUCAACUCCGGUCAUGGAGGCUUUCGGAGACUGCUCUUUAUGUUACACUUGAACCAUGUCCUAUGUGUGCUGGAGCAAUACUUCAAGCAAGAAUAAAUACUCUUGUAUGGGGAGCUCCCAAUAAGCUUCUUGGAGCUGAUGGAAGCUGGAUUAUGCUUUUUCCUGAUGGACGAGAUGGAAAUGGCUCAGAACUGGCAGAUAAGCCAGCCGCUCCAGUCCAUCCUUUCCAUCCAAAGAUGACAAUCCGGCGAGGAAUAUUGGAAUUGGAGUGUGCAGGUGUAAUGCAGCAAUUUUUCCAGCUUAGGAGAAGGAAAAAGGAGAAGAAAGAAGAUUCCCCUCCUCAACCUUCAUGUCUUCCCAUAACAAACCCUCAAUCUAAAAUCCUCGGUAAGAUGCAAGAUAUCUUCCAUGCCAUGUUCUGUUUGUAAGAGAUGGUAGAACACCAUCAACUAAGGUAAUAAAAAACCUUCUGGAAACUGUAUUAUCUUUCAAUCCAAUUGAAUAUAUAUUUGGUGUCUUUAUGAGAA